GAGAGAGGCAGAAAUAAUCCUUAGGACAACGUUACCCUCUUGAAGACCAAAUCAUGGAUGAAGAACCAGAAAAGACAAAGCGCUGGGAAGGCGGCUAUGAAAGAACCUGGGAAGUUCUCAAAGAAGAUGAAUCUGGAUCUCUGAAAGCCACGAUUGAUGAAAUUCUUUUUAAAGACAAAAGAAAAAGGAUCUUUGAAAAUCGUGGUCAAGUUCGACUUGGAAUGAUGCGGCAUCUUUAUGUGAUAGUCGACAGUUCAAGAACAAUGGAAGACCAAGAUCUGAAACCUAAUAGACUCACAUGCACUUUAAAGCUUUUGGAAUUUUUUGUGGAAGAAUACUUUGAUCAAAAUCCUAUCAGUCAGAUUGGCCUAAUUGUUACUAGGAACAAGCGAGCGGAAAAACUCACUGAACUUGCUGGCAAUCCUAGGCAACAUAUAAAUGCAAUGAAGAAAGCUGUGGACAUGACUUGCAGUGGGGAGCCGUCUCUGUACAACUCGCUGAAUCUCGCUCUGCAGACUCUGAAACACAUGCCUGGACAUACCAGCCGUGAGAUCUUAGUGAUUUUUAGCAGCCUGACUACUUGUGACCCAACAAACAUCUAUGACAUGAUAAAGUGUUUGAAAGCCAGCAAAGUUCGAGUAUCUGUGAUAGGGCUGUCUGCCGAGGUUCGGGUGUGUACUGUACUUACACGAGAAACUGGAGGAGUCUAUCAUGUAAUUCUGGAUGAAAGCCACUACAAGGAACUCCUGAUGCACCAUGUGAUCCCUCCACCAGCAAGCAGCUCUUCUGAAUGUUCACUUAUACGCAUGGGUUUUCCACAGCAUACAAUGGGUUGUCUCUCCGAUCAGGAUGCAAAGCCAUCUUUUAGUAUGGCUCAUUUGGAUAAUACCAGCGAGCCAGGCCUGACAUUAGGUGGCUACUUCUGUCCUCAGUGUAAAGCAAAGUACUCUGAACUUCCUGUAGAAUGCAAAGUCUGUCGUCUCACGCUGGUGUCUGCUCCACACUUGGCGCGUUCAUACCACCAUUUGUUUCCUCUGGAUGCUUUUAAAGAAAUCAGACUUGAAGAAUAUGACGGAGAAAGGUAUUGCCGUGGGUGUGAUGGAGAGCUUAAAGACCAGCAGGUUUAUGUCUGCACCGUCUGUCAGUGUGUCUUCUGCAUAGAAUGUGACCUUUUUGUUCACGAGUCUUUACAUUGUUGUCCAGGCUGUAUACACAAUCAGCCCACCCCAGCACCAGUGUGAAGCCUUCUCUAUAAGGAAUGCUACGGACUACGGCCACACCAUCUAACAGGGGACUUGUAACAUAAACAUAAGGUGCCAUAUACAAGACUUAGGGACUGAUUCAGCAGUUUUAUUGGCCAUGUAUAGGAACAGCCAACGGGCCCACGCAACUUUUAUCUGGCUGGAAAUAAGGCAGAGAUCAAUCGAGCAGUUUUGUUUUUCCACAGGAUCGAGGAAUGUACCUGUGCAUUGAUGCCGUAUUUAAUCCAAUGUGACCAAACGAUUGGAUCAGCCUGAUAUUGUCCAAUUCAAGUCAGGCAUAUUGGUGACAGAUCCAUUCAUUUGACAAGAUUGCCAAGCAGACCAUUAAUGUAUGGCCAGCUUUAAAUGAGAACUAAAGCUUAACUAAAGAAGUAUCUAGAAAUGUUGUACAUUAUGUUUUGUGCUUCUGUACCAGCCCAAGGCAACCACAGCCCUUUAGCAGUAAAGAUCUGUGUCUCCAAAGAUGCCCCAGUAGCUCCCCAUCUUCUUUUCUGCUGAUUCACUGCACAUGCUCUGUGCUGCUGUCACUUACUGAGCUUAGGGACCCACUCACAAUAUACAGUACACAUAGAAUAGAAAUGUCACAAUAUAAGGCUGAUUAGUAAUUAAUACAGAUAAUUACUACAUGGCAACACAGAAACCAGUGCAAUUAGCAUCAGAAUUUAAUAAUCAGCCUUAUAAUAAUAAUCCUUUAUUGCAGAUGAACCUAAUUUUCUGCUGGAUAAUUAGUGACGACCCCAAAGCUUAGCUACUCAACAGCCACUCAGAGCCCACUGAGCAUGUGAGUGUCACAGACACUUUCCAAGACGGUGACCCCCUGUGACAAGUUUGAAGUCCUGGAUCAUUGCUGCUAUUGAGAAGCUGGAACUUUAGGCUGGUGCAGUAAGUUUAUUAUAUAUAAUAUGGCAUUUUUAGCUAUAUUCAUUUUUAGGGUUUAGUUCUCCUUUAAAUUAGUUUAUACAUGUUUACUAUUGCUAUUUAAAAAUAGAAAUGUUUUCUAUAUUCAGCUAGGCUCUUAUUCGGAAUUAUUUUUCCACUGUUGGGUUUCUGUACAGGUACAGAAAUAGAUUCUAAAUUCCAAUUCAACUCUAACAUUUUUGUUUUUUUAUAUCUAAUUUACUCGCGGUGUAUUCAUAUAUAAUACACAACAGCUAUGAAUAUCUUGUAAAUUAUAUCCUUAUAAACGGUGAGUUCUGAUGUCAUCAGUUAUAAACGGUGAGUAGUGAUGUCAUUUCUGUCACAUGACUCACUGAAAUUUGUGUAUUAUAAUAAAUAAAGUACCCCCAGUUGCAAAAUAUGAGGGUAUUAGAAGUUGCCUCGGAGUUCCAUGACCUGUAUAAAAACACUCGGCCUUCGGCCUCGUGUUUUUAUAUGGUCAUGAAACUCCUCGGUAACUUAUAAUAUCCUUAUAUUUUACAAGGGGGGUACUUUAUUCACUAUAUCUCAUUCAGUUUGAUGAUGGAUGGCAUUAAAUGGAUGAUUGUUCUACACAGGGGAAACUAAGACUUCCAUUGCUGAAGGAGCUUUUAAACAUCUUCAUAUUUACAACACAUUCUAAAAGCUUCAAGUCAUGUUUACAUGUUUUCAAUACAACCCAGUGGAAUAUUGUUAAUUUGUUUUUUGGAAAUGAUGUGCUAUUUUUACAUUUUAUAUAAUGAAAAGUUGUAUUACUGGAUUAAACACAUGAAUAAAAUAAUUCUAAUAUCC
This is a messenger RNA of Xenopus laevis (African clawed frog), 2969 nucleotides long. RefSeq names its product general transcription factor IIH subunit 2 S homeolog (gene gtf2h2.S). Gene Ontology annotation, biological process: regulation of transcription by RNA polymerase II; nucleotide-excision repair; DNA-templated transcription. Gene Ontology annotation, cellular component: nucleus; transcription factor TFIIH holo complex; transcription factor TFIIH core complex. Gene Ontology annotation, molecular function: zinc ion binding. NCBI's taxonomy places the organism in Eukaryota, Metazoa, Chordata, Amphibia, Anura, Pipidae. The record is from RefSeq and is marked provisional.